UUUAGCAGAGAGUUAUCUGGUGAAAGAGCGAAAAACCACCAAACGGCUAUAAAUGGCGUUACAGAGUUUCAUAGCACAGAGAGAGAGAACGCGAGAUUGAAGGAAGUUAGAGAGAGAGAGAAAGAUAGAAAUCCGAUUUUUAUUUUUUAUUUUAUAUUUAUUUUUGUGGUAAUCCCUUCAAGAUCGUUGCUUUUAGCGGGGGCUUUUUUUCUUUCCCGCUAGAUAUUUACUGGACUGGAAUUUUUGUCUCUAAUUUUGAGCGGUUGAUCCUAGCCGUACGAUCUGAAUUUCGUGGAGUUUGAUAGAGACGAGAGGGUUCGGGAAACAAGGAAUUGUUUGGCAUUUGGUUUCAUUUCUUAGUAUUAUUGUUGUUGUUGUUGUUGUUGUUGUUUUUCUUAAUCUUCACGAAGUUCGUGUUAAUCAUGUCUGAUGGAUAUUAUAGUUCUAAGAAGACCGAUGAUAUAUGCGAGGACGUUUGUGGCCAGCAGGGACCUCGAGGGGCACUAAGCAUGUCCAGACUCCGGUGCAUUUUGCGAGGACUGGAUUUCAAGACGUAUAUUUUCUUAUUUGUGGUUGUUCCAACAUGUAUCUUUGGUAUAUAUUUACAUGGGCAGAAGAUCUCUUAUUUCCUAAGACCACUCUGGGAAUCUCCCCCGAAGCCCUUCCAUGAGAUCCCCCAUUACUAUCAUGAAAACAUGUCGAUGGAGGCCCUUUGCCGACUUCACGGGUGGCGAAUUCGUGAGUUGCCAAGGCGCGUCUAUGAUGCGGUUCUUUUCAGCAAUGAGCUUGAGAUCCUCACUAUCAGGUGGAAUGAAUUGUAUCCAUAUGUGACGCAGUUCGUGCUUCUUGAAUCGAACUCAACAUUUACUGGUCUGCCUAAACCAUUGCUUUUCGCUAGCAAUCGGGAUAAGUUCAAGUUCAUUGAGCCUCGGCUGACUUAUGGAAUGAUUGGAGGAAGAUUCCAGAGAGGUGAAAACCCGUUUGUGGAGGAGGCGUAUCAGAGAGUAGCACUGGAUCAGCUUCUCAGAAUAGCGGGCAUAGAAGAGGACGACUUGCUGAUAAUGUCCGAUGUUGAUGAGAUUCCUAGUGCCCACACGAUUAAUCUGCUGAGGUGGUGUGAUGACAUCCCGUCUAUCCUUCAUCUUCAGCUCAGGAACUACUUGUACUCUUUCGAGUUUUACGUCGAUAACAAGAGCUGGAGAGCUUCUGUUCAUAGAUACCACAGCAAAACUAGGUAUGCUCACUACAGACAGACAGACGACCUAUUGUCCGAUGCAGGGUGGCAUUGUAGCUUUUGCUUCCGCCAUAUCAAGGAGUUCAUAUUUAAGAUGAAAGCUUACAGCCAUUACGAUCGGGUGAGGUUCUCUCAUUACUUGGACCCGAAAAGGAUUCAGGACGUGAUAUGCAAAGGCGCUGAUUUGUUCGACAUGAUUCCUGAGGAGUACACCUUUAAGGAGAUCAUUGGGAAGAUGGGACCGAUUCCUCGCUCAUUUUCUGCAGUUCAUCUUCCUGCUUAUUUGUUGAACUAUGCUGAGAAGUACAAAUACCUGUUACCUGGUUACUGCAAAAGAGAAAGUGGCUGAGUCUUGGAAAUUGAGUUUUCUAAGUUAAGCUGCAAAAUGCAAAAUGUGGAUUGCCUUAAGAGGACAGAAGGACCCAUUUUGAAGGUUCAUGGACAUGGUGAUAGCAACAGGUACAAAUAUCUCUUACGUCCAACAGAAUCUUAGGUCAGCUUUAGUGAGAUGCUGAGAAGAACCUGGAUGGGUCCUGGAAUCCAAUAAGGAAAUUCUAGAUAUUUUUCUUUUUUUUUUCUUUUCUUUUUCUUGACUUAGGAUUUCUUACAGCAUGGAGGCAUAAUCAAAAUUUCCAAUUGAGGGGGUUUUUUGAGUGAGUUGAAUGGCUUUUUAUUGCUUUGAAGAGUUCAUGUGCCCACUUCUUGUUGGUAUGGCAUAGUCCCCAUAUGCAUGACUAGAAUUGCCUUUCCCAAGAUUUUCUAUAAUGGGAAUUUUGAUUUUUCUUAACAACUUAUUCGUAAUUCUUUCUACAACUCGGAUAGUGUAUUAACUCUAGUUUUGAUCAGAAUGCUGAUUAUCUUUUUUCUUUAUUUUUUUUUCAUACUAUGAAUUCCGCGGCCAAUCAAUAGCAAGC
This is a messenger RNA of Morus notabilis, 2148 nucleotides long. RefSeq lists its product as uncharacterized. Bases 423 to 1583 code for a protein of 386 amino acids. Gene Ontology annotation, biological process: N-acetylglucosamine metabolic process; protein N-linked glycosylation. Gene Ontology annotation, molecular function: beta-1,4-mannosylglycoprotein 4-beta-N-acetylglucosaminyltransferase activity. The transcript has 2 exons. Gene Ontology annotation, cellular component: membrane. The record is from RefSeq and is a predicted model, not a curated record. NCBI's taxonomy places the organism in Eukaryota, Viridiplantae, Streptophyta, Magnoliopsida, Rosales, Moraceae.